CCUCGGCCGCCGCCCGUCUUCCCCGCCUCCGUCGGCCGCCUCCUCUCCCGGACGCCGCCACCUCGGCCGCCGCCCAUCUUCCCCGCCUCCGUCAGCCACCUCCUCUCCCCGACACCGCCUACGCCACCCUGCCUCGGACGCCUCCUCUCCCGGACGCCGCCUCGGUCCCCAGACUCCCCACCUCCGUCGCCUCCUCGGUCGCCCACACCGGACGCCGCCUCGGCCGCCUCCGUCGCCCACGCCGAACGCCGCCUAAGCCGACGCCUCGGCCCCCGAUAGCCGUCCCCGCGUCGGCUGCCGCUUCCAUCGCCCACGCUGGACUCCGCCUCGGCCGUCGCCAGCCGUCCCCGCCUCGGCCGCUGCCUCCGUCACCCACGCCGGAAGCCACCUACGCCGCCGGCCACAGAUUGCCCUCGCCUCCACCCCACCACCGCCCCUCCACCACGCCUUCAACCCUAGCAUCUCCACCGCGCCGUCGUCACCUCACCGCACCCCGCGACUGACGCCGUCGAGCUCCUCCCCUGCGCUGCCCACGCCCUGCACGUCCACUGCGGCCGCCCCUCCACCACGCCGCCCGCGCACGUCCACCGUGUCGCCUCCGCCUCUCCGCGACCGAUGCUGCCUCCACUUCGGAGACAUCCUCUGACUCAGUUGCCUUCGCUCUUGGCGUCGCCGGGAGCCACCGCAGAGAGAAGACGCACCCCCGCCUCCGCUCGCUCCCCGGGGCGCCGCCGCAACCGUCGUCCAAUGCUACGGUUCGCCCCCGCCUCCAACGACGUCGCCGGUGCUCCCAACAUCCCCCUCUGUAAAUCAUUGAGACUUCAUAGCAUUCUCCAGGAGUUUUUGAGCCAGACAUGCAUGAAUUCAGCGGUCAGCUUUUCACUGUUUCAGAAUUCAGAAUUGUCUUGUUCUACUGAAUUGGUUGUGAAUUCAGCGAUCAGCUACUCAUUGUUUCAGAAUUCAGAAUUGGAUUUGAUGGAAUACAUAUGCAUGCAAAUAGCUGAAUUCACACUUGGAGAUUGCUAUGAAGUCUCAAGAAACAAUCAGCGACCAAAUUGCAGGAUAGGCGCGCUGCCAUCGCCUGUGCAGAUAAUGAUCAUUGCGUCCUCCAGCGACCCGAGGAGUGAACUCCAGGAAAAAAGGAAUUGCUAAUGCUGUUCCCAUCAUCGGGCAAGUUUGCAAGUUUAGAAUAUCCUUGUUAGUAUUUAGGUACUGCACUUCCAAAAGAUAUUGAGAACUAUUCCUUUAUUUAUUGCUAGAGAUAUAUGAGAAAUGUACCAAUGAGCUUGAUAGAAUUCCAUAGAAAGGAAAUUUGUUUAUUAUUUUUUGCAUAAUUUCUUUUAUGUAGAGGAGAAAACAACAAAUUUUUGGAAAUAUAAGCACUAUCAUUCAAAAUGAACUCUUCUGGUCAUGGUUUCUAUUUUCUAUUUAACUAUGUAACUAUAUCCUUUAUUUUCCACCUUAGCCAAAAUAAAAAAUGUACUGUUCUCAUAAGGAUAAAAAAUUGCAUAAAAAUGCUUAGUGCAUUUCCUGACUACUUAUGCCAUAAAUUACUAAAUUACUAUGUAAUUAUGCUAAAUGAUGCAUUUAAGAUAGAUUGAAACUGUUUGUUUGCUUGCUGUUCAGACUUCUUACUGUUGGGGGAGAUGGAAUUGAAAUCAAAACAAAUGCCCUAUCUUCACAAAAUGCUAUAGAAAUUAUGGUUACAAGUUACUUCCGAAUUCUAAUAUUACUUUAAUGUUGAUCCAUGCUUGUUCUUUCUGAUUGUUAUGUUUUUUUUAUCUUGUCUCCUGGUAGUGUUGCCAUGUAGCAAUCAACAAUAUUGGAGUAAAUUGUCACUACUAUUGAGAAAUACUUGUUGUUGCAUAGUUCUGAUCUCCCCUUCCGCAUUUCCUUGUUUCCUCUAUUGAUAAAAAAUAUGUUCUAUGCUAAAAUGGCAAAACAUCUAGAUGGAAAACUCACAGGUCAUUCUAAAAAUAUUAAAGGAUCAUAAAUAGCUUCCUGCAUGGCUGAUGUUUUGGUACCUUUAUUACUUCUAUCUCUCUAUUUUUCUCUUAAAAUGCAUGAUCCAGUGUUACUAAUUUUCAUGUUAUUUUGGACCUACAUUACUAUAGUUGACCUAUGUAUAACGUAUGGUGCUGACUACCUAUAAACAGCUAGCCACUUUUCUUAUAUGUACCUGAGGUCCUCAGUAGAUUGUUAGCAUAUUUUGUGCUCUCCCCUGCGUUCAACCUUCGUUACUUGAUCUGGCGCGUGAAACAAGGCCGCACAGGUGGGAAGGCGAAGGAGAGACAUCACCUCCAACAGUGAAAUUCCUAUCAACAUUAAGCUCAAAUUUCCUACACAAGCUAUGUGUUGCUAUGUUGCAAUGAGUCGUAGCGGUUAGUGUAAUGUAUCAUUCCUUUAUAUCCUUCCUUGCUGUCGAAUUAUUUAUCCUCGGAAUGUGUAGUGAAAUUCUUUAUGUUGUGUUGUGUAUAUUCUCACAUAUGAUUUAUCCAUGAUGUAUUAUUUGAGUUUCGAGAUAUUUCAAUGUUUAUCUUAC
Molecule: messenger RNA, 2542 nt
Organism: Oryza brachyantha (malo sina)
Lineage: Eukaryota; Viridiplantae; Streptophyta; Magnoliopsida; Poales; Poaceae
Exons: 6
Coding region: 616-1152 (178 amino acids)
Source: RefSeq, a predicted model, not a curated record